AUGGAUUUCAAUUCCCGACCAGCAAAUAGGGUGCUAAAGGGGAAAGAUGGUGGGAACUGGAAGAGGGGUUUCGAUAUCUUUGUCGAUCCAAAUAAAGGCAAACCGAAACGGAGACUAGAGCAUGUUGAUGGUCAACACGUUAAAACUAGCAACAAUAUAUCAUUGAGCCGAUUACCAGUAGUUCCAGUUAAGGAGAGAAAAGUACUGACUGAAAAGACGAACAAUUUCUCCACACUACUCUCCCAAAGUCGUCACACGUCACAUAAGAGCUCCAAGAUGAAUGAGAUAUCUAUCUUGAAACCAGUGCAGUUUACUUCAAUUUCCAAGAAACAAGUCGAAAUAGCAAAACCAUUAAAAUCUAUAAAUAAUAUAAUGGACAAUGUAACAAUACGGCAAUCUGAUACGUUGAAUGUAGAACCUCCCAGAUCCAAACGACCUUAUUUGAAUUAUCCCCUGCCAAAGAAACUAUCAAGGACGUCAACUUCAGAUGUUUCAUCACGAGACAACUCCAAUAAUGAACCUAAGAUAUUUGUAACAUCUCUACAAAAGUAUUUAUGUGACUUGGAUACCAUGAUGAAGACAUCCAAAAAGUUUAGUUAUGAUUCAGUAUGGACCAUAAAUUCUAUUACAAAAUUAUCAGAUUUUGAAUUGCAAGUGACUACCCAGAUGUCACCACAAUUGAUUAUCCUACAUAAUAAAACAUCCAUUAAUAAUAUUCCCAUACUAAAAUUUAUUCAUGACGUUUCCAUCAAUACCAAAAUUCAAGUCACGGAGUCACUCAAGUUGGCAAUUAAUUCAAAAUCUUUCAUCAAAGUAUCAGAUGAUAUUAAUUGGUAUAUUGAUUGGAAGUUUAUACCAUCACAAUAG
Naumovozyma castellii is the source of this 867-nucleotide messenger RNA. RefSeq names its product Vpr1p (gene VPR1). The coding region runs from base 1 to 867 and encodes 288 amino acids. Lineage: Eukaryota; Fungi; Ascomycota; Saccharomycetes; Saccharomycetales; Saccharomycetaceae. The record is from RefSeq and is a predicted model, not a curated record. The transcript has a single exon.